Molecule: messenger RNA, 1447 nt
Organism: Sphaeramia orbicularis (orbiculate cardinalfish)
Lineage: Eukaryota; Metazoa; Chordata; Actinopteri; Kurtiformes; Apogonidae
Exons: 8
Coding region: 374-1159 (261 amino acids)
Source: RefSeq, a predicted model, not a curated record
UUCACUGCACGUCUGUUGUUAUGAAGGGCGUGGGCUUCGGUUUAUUUUGCAAAGCUUUCACCGGCUUCAUGGAUCCCCCGGAGGAAGAGGAUGCAUCUUCACUAUGCCGCUGCGUGUGAGCAACCGAACCCGAGAAGAAACGACGAGUUACGGACGGAUGCAUAUUGUGUCUGGGUUUAUCCGCGGCGUCUGAACGGUGGACACGUAAACGCAGCACCUGCCUUACAUAGUUCCGACCAGAUGCGAAUCAGUCAAGAAAUAUACAGGGCCUUUUCAGUUUUUCUACAGCUUCACUUAGGAAUCUGUUGUCUCCAUAUGGCUUUUGUUAGCUAGUCAACAUUUAGAGAAUAGUGUGAAAGCCGCUGUAAUAAUAAUGGCAGUAAGCACAUCAGAGCCGCUGUGUAACCCGUGUGUUUACCAUGACGCGUUUAAAGUGGAGCUACAGGUGAGGAGACCCCUGAUGCCCGUCCAUCUGAGUCCAGAGCAGGUGGGCUUGGAGAUGCUGUGUCUAUGUGGGCAGCUGGACCUCCUCAUCAGGGCACAGACUCAGCAGUUCCAGGAGCAGUUAGGGCAUGGCUGUAGCCCAGAGGAGUCAGACACUUUCCAGGCUCAAGGAUCAGAGAUUCUUGACCAAAUGCUGCAGUGCCUUGAACAUCUACCAAAGCCAAUGCCACAGCUAGAGGACUACCUGGACAUGGUGGGUCUGUCAGCUAUGUUUCCCCGUGUAGAGGUGUUCUUGAUUCAAGGCAGUCCUGUAGACAUGCUUGAGAGGCCACCGAUGGAUGAAUACUUCUCCUAUAUUGCCAAACUGAACCAGCUCCUGGUGUUGAGCCAACAGCUAGAAGAGGACAUCCGGCACCUUGGAAGUCACAAAUACAUUGCCCACCAGCUCUCGGUUAUAUAUCAAGUCAUCAGCUCUUUCAGAGGAAUUCGUACUUUCUCUGAAAUAAAGAAAGAGAUUGAAGCCAACUUCAAACAGAUGAAACAGUCUCUGGCAGUUGAGGAAGGCUCCAGGCAUGAACCUCAGCUGGCUGCUCACUAUAUCACCUGGAUAUUAGAAAUUACUCACAGCUUGACAUCGGUGGUACUGUCGCUGCCAGAGGAGUUAACAGACGAUCUUCAUCCAGCCAUGACCUUCAUGUCCCAGUUCCUGUCCUGAUGCACCAGGUUUCUUCAGUCUCCUGCAUCCAAAUGAACUGAUACUGAUGAGAUGACUGCGAAAGGUGCUACACAUUUCAGUUCAUACAAAUGACUGAUACUGGGAUACUGCAAUGUAAAUCAUUAACAUAUUAUGUGUGUUUUUAUAUUGUCCUUCUGAAUGUGGCCCAUAUUAAUACCUAUGGCAAGUUGUCUGGAAAUGAAUAUAAGUGUGUUCAUCCCCUCCUUGCACUACUGUUGUAAUUUUUUAAAAUUAAGUUAAAGCGGAACAAUAAAUUAUAUGCAAUAU